AUGUCUGCUGCUCUAGUCGAGUCUGGCCCCGGCCAGGAGCGCAACGUCUUCGACAUCAUCCAGCACGGCCACAAGGACAUAGUGCAGGCCAUCGCCUUCAAUGCCUAUGGCGACCGGUGCGCCACCGGCUCCGUGGACGGCAAGAUCAGAGUAUUCAAUCGCCACAAGGACGGCACGUGGCGCCUGUGCGACCACUGGGGCGCGCACGGCGGAGAGAUACUAGAGCUGCAAUGGCUUCCUCCCACCAUCUACCCGAACCUACUAGCUUCACUCGGCAUCGAAGGCCGCUUCAAGCUCUGGGCCGAAGACCCCUCCGCCGCCCCUGGCCGCCGCUUCAGCUCGCGUGGCAGUAACGCGAAGGCGGCCGUUGAGCAGCGCUCUGGCAAGGCGCCCUACCGCUCCUUCUCGGUCAAAUACAACGACGAGACGCGACACACCUACUUUGCUCUGCUCGCCGCCGACGGCCACCUGACGGUCAACGAGAGCGAGGAGCCCGAGAUCCUGACCGACUCCGUCAAGGUCGACGACUUCCAGGCGUGCCCAAAGCCCAACAGAGGGGAGGAGACGUGCUUCAAGGUCACCUUUGACCCAAACCCGGAGGUCUGCUACAACGCCCUGCGCGCCGGUGUGCCUCCGGACGCGCUGAGCCUCGUCGUCGCAGGCAUGACUACGGUUCGACUGUUCCGCACGCGCGACAUCGUCACGAGCUCUUUCGGCGCGGCCGUCAAGGCGCGCGAGUUCUACCUCGCUGUCGAGAUCGAGGCACACAAGGGCCUGGUUCGUGAUGUAGCCUGGGCGCCGGGAAAUUUCCGCGGAUAUGACAUGAUUGCGACUGCCUGCCAGGACGGCUUUGUGCGGGUAUUCCGCAUCGACACGCCGUUUGACAAGGACGACGGCAAGACAUGGUCCGUGGCGGAUGUCACGGGAGGCGCAAAGUCUGAUGAGCAUGCGGGCGGCGGCGCGAAGAGCUCGGCGAGUCGAAAACAGAACCAGGCGGCCUCGGGGAUUAGGGCAGAACUGGACAAGUCCGGCAAUCAUGGGGAGCGGACAGCCACCGGCCAACCUGGACAGAUCCACCAUACUGUCAGGGAAUUGUCCAAGCUUGAUGCCCACAAGUCGCCAGUGUGGCGAGUCGACUUUGACGACGACGGCCAGAUCCUGGGCAGCGUGGGUGACGAGGGGAAGCUGAUGUGCUAUCGUCAGACCCCAGCUGGCACGUGGGCAAAGAGCUCGGAACUCGGCAUGAUGAAAGCGCGGAUGGCCACGCCUUAG
Microdochium trichocladiopsis is the source of this 1272-nucleotide messenger RNA. Its product is annotated as WD domain-containing protein. The record is from RefSeq and is a predicted model, not a curated record. The transcript is spliced from 2 exons. Gene Ontology annotation, biological process: positive regulation of TORC1 signaling; cellular response to amino acid starvation. Gene Ontology annotation, molecular function: structural molecule activity; protein binding. NCBI's taxonomy places the organism in Eukaryota, Fungi, Ascomycota, Sordariomycetes, Xylariales, Microdochiaceae. Gene Ontology annotation, cellular component: nuclear pore outer ring; Seh1-associated complex. The coding region runs from base 1 to 1272 and encodes 423 amino acids.